Molecule: messenger RNA, 1385 nt
Organism: Erinaceus europaeus (western European hedgehog)
Lineage: Eukaryota; Metazoa; Chordata; Mammalia; Eulipotyphla; Erinaceidae
Gene: SDR39U1
Product: short chain dehydrogenase/reductase family 39U member 1
Exons: 6
Coding region: 118-1047 (309 amino acids)
Source: RefSeq, a predicted model, not a curated record
GUAUCAGGCGAGAGUCUCGAAAGACGCAUGCGCUGACAGGGGGCAGUGGUGUUUUGAGUGGAAAAGGGGCUGUGUGUGUGAAAUAAAUCCUGCGCAGGCGCGUUGGGCCCGAUCACUAUGCGGGUGCUUGUGGGUGGAGGGACGGGCUUCAUCGGGACAGCCCUAAGCCAGCUGCUGAGAGCCAGGGGACAUGAAGUGACGCUGGUGUCCCGGAAGCCUGGGCCGGGCCGCAUCACGUGGGAGGAGCUCGCCGCGUCCGGGCUGCCCCGCUGUGAUGCUGUGGUCAACCUGGCCGGGGAGAACAUCCUCAACCCUCUGCGCAGGUGGAAUGAAACCUUUCAAAAAGAGGUUCUUAGCAGCCGCCUGGAAACCACCCAGUUACUGGCUGGAGCCAUCACCAAGGCCCCACAGCCCCCACAAGCCUGGGUUUUAGUCACUGGUGUGGAGGGUGAGGCAGAACCGAGAACAAAUACAUGCCGUUCCACUGCAGCUUACUACCAGCCCAGCCUGACAGCCGAGUACGAUGAGGACAGCCCUGGCGGGAAUUUUGACUUUUUCUCCAACCUGGUAACCAAAUGGGAGGCAGCAGCCAGGCUUCCAGGAGAUUCUACACGCCAGGUGGUGGUGCGCUCAGGGGUUGUCCUGGGCCGAGGGGGCGGUGCCAUUGGUCACAUGUUGCUGCCCUUCCGCCUGGGUCUAGGUGGCCCCAUCGGUUCAGGCCACCAAUUCUUCCCCUGGAUUCACGUCGGGGACCUGGCAGGAAUCCUGGCCCACGCCCUUGAAGCAAGCCACGUGCAGGGUGUCCUGAACGGAGUGGCUCCUGCCUCUGCCACUACAAAUGCUGAGUUUGCCCAGGCCUUGGGUGCUGCCCUGGGCCGCCCCGCCUUCAUCCCUCUCCCCAGUGCCGUGGUGCAAGCAGUCUUUGGGAGGGAGCGUGCAGUCAUGCUGCUGGAGGGCCAGAAGGUGGUCCCACGGCGGACACUGGCGGCUGGCUAUCGAUAUUCCUUCCCAGAGCUCAGAGCUGCCUUGAGGGAAGUUGUGGCCUAAGUGGGGAGACACACUGCAGGAUGCAAGGCCAGUCCCUCAGUAGAGGCUUCCUGACUAGAGACUGAAUAGACUCAGAUACUCCUCCUUGAGGCUUAUAAGUAUCUGCUUCUUAGGGACUCCUCGCUGUCUUCUUUCCUCAUUCUGUUGCUUCACUUUAACUGAGGCUGCCCACUUUCUCAAGAUGGCAACCUCAUCAGGUUCAGACUUUAACCUCUCUGACUCCUGAUAAUAAAAAUUCCCACUUCGGUUUCUCUACAUGUGCUGUUCCUGCCCCCUUUACACCUCAGCACCAUGUAGAGAGAAUGCUCUGCUGUUUAGUCAAUAAAAAGUAAAUUCUC